This is a messenger RNA of Hyposmocoma kahamanoa, 1185 nucleotides long. RefSeq lists its product as uncharacterized. Gene Ontology annotation, cellular component: plasma membrane. The transcript has 9 exons. Gene Ontology annotation, molecular function: olfactory receptor activity; odorant binding. Gene Ontology annotation, biological process: detection of chemical stimulus involved in sensory perception of smell; sensory perception of smell. Bases 1 to 1185 code for a protein of 394 amino acids. NCBI's taxonomy places the organism in Eukaryota, Metazoa, Arthropoda, Insecta, Lepidoptera, Cosmopterigidae. The record is from RefSeq and is a predicted model, not a curated record.
AUGGAGAAAAAUAAAACAAAAGAAUUCUUUUUCUAUAUCGCACAAAAAGUAUAUCUCCUAGGUGCAUCGAAUUAUUGGUCAGAAGACUUGAAACUUCCAAAGUCAUUUUACAAAAUUCAUGACAAUUUAUUUUUAAUAACAGAUUUCAUAAUAAUUCUGUUUAUCGGCUCAGAGUGGCUUGCGCUAUUCACUCAGAAGAAUUUAACUUAUAAACAAAGUGGUGACUUGUUCGUUUUUGCAUGCUCUCACCCAAUUCUGCAUUUGUACAGUUUCUUUAUGAAGUUUAAUAAGGAUAAAAUAAGUGAAGUAUUACUACAUCUGACAAUCAAUCUGAAGAAAUCGUUCAACGACCACGACGUGGAAGAACGGAUGAUCAGGCGAUCAAAGAUUUACACUAUGAUAUUUGUCAUUAUAGCAUGCUCCACAUUGCUGAGUUUCGGAGUCGAUGCUCUAUUGCAUGGUCGUGUUGCAGACGGCACAUUCACGACAGUAAUAACUGCGUGGCCGGACGUCGAAGAUCGGAGCUUCGGUGCAGGUCUCGUUAGGAUUGUCAUCUAUAUUAUUUGGUGGUAUUUCGUUAUCAGAUUGAUUUGCGUUUUCUGGGUAAUAAUUCCAGUGACAAUUUUGCUAAGCCAUCAAUUCAAGAACUUGACAAGUUACUUUUACAGUUUGUCAGAAAUAUUCCAUGGAGAUGAAAGUCAGGACGAGAAGGAGAGGAAAUAUGAAGAGGCUUUUAAAUUGGGAAUACAAUGGCAUGCUGAUACUUUAAGAUGUACCAGGCUCUGCCAAAAUGCGUUCUAUUUUGUAUACAGCGGACAAAUUUUACUUAAUGUAUCAGUUAUCAUUCUCCUCGUUGUACAGCUUGUGAUGUCCGAGCGAACGGUAACGAGCAUAUUGGCGAACCUAAUCCUGUUCGCGUCAAUGGUGGUUGGCACUGGAUGCCUCAUGUGGAACGCCGGAGACGUUACUGUCGAGGCGUCCAAGUUACCAACGGCGAUGUUUCAAUCCGGCUGGCAUAACUGCAGAGCACAGGCCUCACGUCGCGUUAGACCCCUGGUGGUCAUUGCUAUGUUGCAUAGUCAGAAGGCUGUGCAACUUCAUUGUCUUGGAAUAAUUGAGAUGUCUUACGAAUCCUACAUAUCGAUUAUCAAGAUGUCGUAUUCCGUGGUGUCCGUGUUAUAUUAG